Molecule: messenger RNA, 3509 nt
Organism: Aphanomyces astaci
Lineage: Eukaryota; Oomycota; Saprolegniomycetes; Saprolegniales; Verrucalvaceae
Exons: 7
Coding region: 49-2700 (883 amino acids)
Biological process (GO): DNA-templated transcription
Molecular function (GO): DNA binding
Source: RefSeq, a predicted model, not a curated record
GUUGGGAACACCUUCGAACGUGAACUGGGCAGGCGGCAAUCAAGAUCCAUGGACAACGCGGCGAACGACGGCAUUGUCCUUCCAGCCACGUCGGAGACGAGUGAGACCUCGAGGAUAGAUGGUGUCGACACUGAGGUUGAAACCGUUCCAUCGGUUCCUACGGCCGAGACGGCCACGUCCCUGCAGAACGGGCAACGGAAUGAUGACGACGACGACCGCACAGUCUCAGCGAACAUGGACAACAACAGUCCUGUCGAUCUAACAAGCGCUUCGAUUCCUGCCGUGGCCGAGAAAGGGUCGAACCAUGGAGAUCAUGACUCGGACACUGUGACAACGGCGAAACCGACCAAAUCCCAGCCCCGCAAGCAACAUGCGACCAAGAAACCCGUUGAUACAUCGCGGUGGGACGACGUGUUUGAGUCCAUGUCGGCGCAGUUUCUCGCCAAGAGUGACGAAUUGAUGGCCCAGGACAAGGCGAUGUACGGCCAAGUAGCGUGGGCGAAAAUUCGCGGCUAUCCAUAUUGGCCUGGGUACAUUUGCGACCCGAAGAUGCUCGUGAACGACUACGUGUCGAUCCAAAAGUUCCUUCCGAUGAUGGACACGCACUUUUGGGUCUACUUUUACCAGGCGAACAACAGCGCGCCCGUGUUGCGGUCGCAGGUCGCGCUGUGGGAGGACACGUCCAAGCCGUACCAAGAUGGCUUUCCUUCUAAAAAAGGCAAGCCGCUCAAGAACCCCAAGUUUGACGAAGCCAAGGACAUUGCAGCGGUCGAGUUUCAACUGCCCAUCGAGAAGCGCGUGGCGUGGGUCGUUUUGAAAGUGCUGGACAAGGAGACGACGGGGGAAAAGCAGGCGCGAAAGCGAAAGGCCGCUGCCCAGCCCCCCGUCCCCCCUUCCACAGAGCAGUCACCACCUUUGGGAGACUGCGAAGCAGCGCAGCCCCCACCGAAGAAGCGCCGCGGCCGUCCGCCCAAGAAUCCCGUCGCCAACGCUAGCUCGGCGGAACCGCGCGGCGGUGUCGAUGGCAGAGCUGGACUUAACGCGACUCGAGCUGCUGCUGCCGCCGUCGUCGCUGCCACGCCAAAGAAGCGAGGUCGUCCCCCGAAAGCAAAGCCGAUUCUGCUGGCGGCCGACCUUUCAACACAAAAUGAACCUGUCCAACAACAGCCGAAUCAUAAGCCCAUUGCAAUUGAAACCACCACCACCACGAUCCCCCCCGUCAAAGUGAAAGGCAAACCUGGACGCAAACCUAAAGCCCAACCCCCGAUUGCAAAGAGCGACGAAACACCAACGACUAGUAGUACCACGGAUCAAGAAGGGCAACAGCCACCUCUGGACAUGAUUGUUGGUAGUGGUGACGUGGCAGUCCCAGACGCCAGCCCAACGGAACCAGGCCAACCACCAGAUGAGAUCAAGCAACCACGGGGCCGUUCGCCAAAGGAUGCGACCCCCAAACGCCGCGGCCGUCCGCCCAAAGCCAAAGCUGCCGUUGCACUUUUUCCGCUUGAAGUUCCACCAGUUGCUCAACCGACUCCAGCGAACGAAGUCGCUCCAACUGUCCAGGAUAUCUCACCAGUAACCCUCGACAAGUCGGAACCCACUACGUCUGUGGCAUCUACCGUCCAAGACACUUUGGAGCCAAUAAGCACCACCACCACCACCAUUGCAGUAGCAGCUACAGAUGGGGCGGAAGAGUCCACUCCCGCCGUGAUAGUUGAAGACAAACCCGACGCUGCUGGAAUGGUUGGAGCACACGACGACAACGAGAAUGAAGUCGAUGGGGCUUCCACCUCUCAAGUCGAAAUCCCCGCAAGAAAGCGAGCCCAAGUCGACGUCAAGGUACCAGCGUCAAAGAAACCCAAAAUGGCCAACGAGGUCACUGCAUCCGAGGCCACCACGCUCGAGGAAGCUGGUGGGACCGGUAGUAGUCCUACAAAGUCGGUUCUUGUGAUUCACAAGCUGGACCUGGACACGGCCGUGCAGUUGGCCACCGACUUGCAGGGGUGCGUGGCGGGCGAGUCCAAGGAAUCCGUGGCGUCGGCCUUGAACAUCAUGAACGCGCUGAUUGCGUCGACAGAGUUCUCGCUCGAGACGCUGCAAAAGUCGGGAUUGCCCGCGGUGAUCAACACUUUGCGUCAACGCGCGGUCAACCCGAACGUGAAAAAGACAGCCAGCGCCCUGCGAAAACACAUGAUGCAACACUCGGGGUAUGAAAAGCCCAAGCCCAAGCCGGUGGUGCCCCCCACGGCGUCGGCUGUGGACGACGAGGAAGCAAAGGACCCAUAUGUCGAGGGGACUGUCGACGUGGGUGCGCCGAACCCUUUGACUGUCGAAAGCGUACCAGAGGCGGCGCCCACGAAAGACGAACCGGACAACGUCACGACCCCCGAAGGGGACGACGGCGGCGUCGUGGGAACCGCCGCGCCGUUUGGUCGGGAUCGAGAAAUCGUCGUGGAAAUGAUCCAAGCCAUCAUCACAUCGCCCAAAGUCAGUCGCGAAAUCGAGACGGCGCUGUACGACCGAUUCAGUGACACGACGGAGGAGUACAAAACGCAAGCGCGGCGCGUGAUCUUUGGUCUGCGCGAUCACGACUUGUGCCGCCAAAAAGUGUUGUCUGGGUCGCUGCAUGUGAUGGAGUUGGUGUUUGCCUCGGACGAGGCGUUUACCCAGUACAAUCUAGCGCCGUGGAAGGCCAAGUGAUACAUUUGUAGGCGUGUAAUUAUAUUGGUACUGGAAACGUGUGGCUUUAAAACGGGCUGGUAUAUACAUCCUGGUGGUGGUACGGCCCAAACAGCGUGGCCAUAUUUUCCGCAGACUCCUUCUUCGUGUUGGGGGCAGCAGCAGAGAACGGCGGCGGCGGUGGUGUUAAGUGUGGUUGCUUGUCUUUUCGCUUGAACGUUUUGUUGAGCGUCAUAAACUUCUUCUUGACGUGGUUCAGGCCAGACGACGCGCUUUCUUUGGUCACGUGCCAUGCCAGAUGGCCUUCGAAUUUACGCAGCAGCUGCUUCCACGUGCACAGUUUGCCCUGGCACACAAAGUGAGGCAGCUCCAGCUCAAACCCGGUCAAGUUGACGACAAAACCCAGGCAGGAAAUGUGCAGGCAAAUGUUGCCGAUGCGCACGUAGUUGAAGUAAAACAACUCCGCGCCCGAGCUUUCGGCGAUUUCGUCGUCGUCGUCGGGGACCAAGUCGUCCGCCGCGUCGGUCGGCAGGGACGGCAGCCGCGCGAGUUCCUUCUUGCCAAACUUGGCCAUGGGGUUGGCCAUGUGCAACUUCAUUUCGUGGGCGGUCAUGGGUGUCUUGACUUGGUUGCCAAAGAAGAACUUGAACAUGAGUUCGUAGAAAUCCACGGCCAACUGGAUCGAAAUGUCAUACGGAAUGCCGGGAAAGAUGCUCACUUCCAGCAUGUCGAACACCCGGACGCCUGGCUGCGCUUGGCUUGGCGGUAGCGGCUUGCUUUCCGCCCGAAUCGACAGCAUCGUUUUGACUAGAAGAAUCAGCAACAUGAAU